GCACAGAAGGCCUGAAGGAGCGACGCUCCCGGAAAUCGUCCCCAGGAGCGGAAGUGGAGAGUGCCCUCCUCAAGUGAGGAGAGGGAGUGAAGCGCAGCCUCCCUAGACUCUGGGGGCUGAGGUGGGCGUGAGCGAAGAUUUUAAUUUAAUUUGAAAAUGAGUAAGUGCAGAAAGCUACCACUGGGUUCAAGUCCUGCAACAUUCAGCCCAGAUGUUCUUGCUGAUAUUUUUGAACUCUUUGCCAAGAACUUUUCUUAUGGCAAGCCACUUAAUAAUGAGUGGCAGUUACCAGAUUCCAGUGAGAUUUUCACCUGUGACCACACGGAAUUCAAUGUGUUUCUUGAUUUGAAGAACUCCCUAAAUGAAGUGAAAAACCUACUGAGUGAUAAGAAAUUGGAUGAGUGGCAUGAGCACACGGCUUUCACUAAUAAAGCUGGGAAAAUAAUUUCUCAUGUGAGAAAAUCUGUGAAUGCUGAACUUUGUACUCAAGCAUGGUGUAAGUUUCAUGAAAUUUUGUGUAGCUUUCCACUUAUUCCACAGGAAGCUUUUCAGAAUGGAAAACUGAAUUCUCUACACCUUUGUGAAGCUCCUGGAGCUUUUAUAGCUAGUCUCAAUCACUACUUAAAAUCCCAUCGAUUCCCCUGUGAUUGGAGUUGGGUGGCUAAUACUUUGAAUCCAUACCAUGAAGCAAAUGACAAUCUUAAGAUGAUUAUGGAUGACCGACUUAUUGCAAAUACCUUGCAUUGCUGGUACUUUGGUCCAGAUAACACUGGCGAUAUCAUGACCCUGAAAUAUCUGACUGGACUUCAGAAUUUCAUAAGCAGCAUGGCUACCGUUCACUUGAUCACUGCAGAUGGAAGUUUUGAUUGCCAAGGAAACCCAGGUGAACAAGAAGCUUUAGUCUCUUCUUUGCAUUACUGUGAAGCUGUCACUGCUCUGUUGACUCUUGGAAGUGGUGGCUCUUUUGUUCUGAAGAUGUUUACUUUGUUUGAACAUUGUUCCAUAAACCUGAUGUACCUGCUAAACUGUUCUUUUGACAAAGUCCAUGUUUUCAAACCUGCUACCAGCAAGGCAGGAAACUCAGAAGUCUAUGUGGUAUGUCUCUACUAUAAGGGAAGAGAGGCAAUCUAUCCUCUUUUAUCUAAGAUGGUGCUGAAUUUUGGGCCUGAAAUGACCAGGAAAGCUCUCUUUCCCCAUCACAUGAUUCCCGAAUCUUUUCUUAAAAGACAUGAAGAAUGUUGUGUGUUCUUUCAUAAAUACCAGCUAGAGACUAUUUCUGAGAACAUUCGUCUGUUUGAGUGCAUGGGAGAAGGGGAACAAGCAAAGCUGAAUAGUUUAAGGGACUAUGCUGUUCAGUAUUUCAUGCAAAAGUUUCAAUUGAAGCCUCUUUCCAGAAAUAAUUGGCUAGUGAAAAAAUCUAAUAUUGGUUGUAGUACAAAUACAAAAUGGUUUGGGCAGAGGAACAGAUAUUUUAAAACCUACAAUGAAAGGAAAAUGCUGGAAACCCUUUCAUGGAAAGAUAAGGUGGCCAAAGGGUACUUUAAUAGUUGGACUGAAGAACAUGCUGCAUAUCAUCCUGGGCAAGGUUCUCUUUUAGAAGGGACAGCUUCCAAUCUUGAGUGUCACUUAUGGCAGAUUUUACAGGGAAAGAAACUGCCAAGGGUAAACUGUUCUCCUUUCUGUGAUGGUGAAAUUUUAAAGGCUCUUAAUGAAGCAAUUGAAAAGUCAUUGGGAGGAGCCUUGAAUUUGGAUUCCAAGUUCAGGCCAAAACAGCAGUAUUGUUGUUCUUGUCACAUUUUUUCUGAAGAAUUGGUAUUUUCUGAGUUGUUUAGCCUUACAAAAUGCCUUCAGGAUGAGCAGGAUGUAGAACCCAGCAACCAAGUAAAGUGCCUGCUUGUGGGUUUUCCAGCUCUCCAACAUGUCAAAAUACAUAUACCAUUGGAAGUUCAGCUCUUGGAAUCAGCUGAACUCAUGACUUUUAGCUGUUCAUUGCUUCAUGAUGGAGACCCAACUUACCAGCAGUUAUUUUUGGACUGCCUUCUACAUUCAUUGCAACAGCUUCAUACAGGAGAUAUUAUGAUUUUGCCUGUACUUUCUUGUUUUACAAGAUUUAUGGCUGGUUUGAUCUUUAUACUCCAGAGCUGUUUUAGAUUCAUCACGUUUUCUUGUCCCACAUCUUCCGAGCCCCUGAAGACUUGUGCAGUCUUGCUUUGUGUUGGUUAUCAAGACCUUCCAAACCCAGUUUUCCAGUAUCUGCAGAAUGUGAAUGAAUUGUUGAGCGCUUUGGUUAACUCUGAUGCACCCCAGCAGGUUUUACAGUUUGUGCCAAUGGAGGUGCUCCUUAAGGGCACACUACUUGAUUUUUUGUGGGAUUUGAAUGCUACCAUUGCUAAAAGGCAUUUGCAUUUGAUAAUUCAAGGAGAGAGAGAAGAAAUCAUCAGCAGCCUUCAGUUAUGAAGUUGAACUUGUCUUUUCUGAGAUUUAACUUCACGGCUUCUUGCAGUUUCCGUUGGUAUUGCAUCCCUUUGCCAUUAAUUUAAAACCUUUUAUUUUGAGGAAAGGCCAACUUUUGCAUCAUUUAAAGUUUCAUUUUUUCUGGAAAACCAUCAGCUAGUUCUGACCUCUAGGGUAUAUACACUCACAGACAUAGAGUUUUCUAUGUGGUAGAAUAUAUGCAGUGAUGAUAUUCAACCUCAAACAUGAGAAGUGUGUAUGAGCUUGGGGUGGACACACCCAUGCUUGCAUAUGCAGUUUAUGCAGUUGGUCUUAUUUAUCUGCUUAAGAUUUACACCUGUGUGCCUUCAUUCAGAUUAGAUUUUUUUCCAGCUAAUUUUCUCUCAGUGGCUAAUACUGUUAAUGAAUUGAUAGAGGUCUUUGAUGAAAGGAGGUGAGCCAGUACUCAGCAACACUAAUUUCCUUUAAUACUGACCGUGUCAGUUAUGGAUAUGUGGAAUUCAUCAUGCCAGACAUCUUAAUACAUGCCAUUCAUUGCCUUUAGGCCAUCGAUCCAGUUUACUUCUGUGGUUCAAAUGAAGCUACUGUGCUGUUUUAUAAAUAUUUUACUUAACCACAACCAUCCAACUAGAAAGGACAGCUUCGAACCAAAGAUCAUGUUUAAAAAAAAUGAAAAAUUAUUGUGUCUAAAACACUACUAUAUGAGUGAAAAGUUUCACUUAGCAAUGGUGUGUAAUUUUUAACUUCUGGGAAAUAAUCCGUGAACAAAAAGAUUUUUUUAAAUUGCAAAGUAAUGUUUACGGUCUCAUAAUGCGGACAUGUGAAUGUGAUGAAUGUAGUGAGUACUGAAGAGAAAUUUUAACACUUUCAGAAUGAUGGUAUAACAUUAUAAAUUUUUUAAUUUUCAUUAAUUCUUUUUUUCAGUAUGAAAGUAGCACUUUACCAGAAGAUUAACCAUGAGAUCGAUACUUUAUCAAUUACUUUUGAUUUCUUUUGAAUUAUAUAUAUUUGUCAGUAUAAAUGGGCUAUUCUGGCCAACUGAAUUAAGCAGAUCUUUGUUACUUUGAAAUUCUGCAAAGUGAAGAAAAUGUGUAUUGUCACAUGUGCAUUUUAGACAUUUUUGUUAGUUAUAUGAAAAGUAAAUGUAUUCUUUGAUGUAUUUGGUUAAGUAUUAAUCUGAAUUUUUUCAUGUUCUUUGCUAUUUUGAGUUCCAUUAUAGAUUUAUGAAUAAAGUCAUUAGCAGAGA
Molecule: messenger RNA, 3700 nt
Organism: Balaenoptera acutorostrata (minke whale)
Lineage: Eukaryota; Metazoa; Chordata; Mammalia; Artiodactyla; Balaenopteridae
Gene: CMTR2
Product: cap methyltransferase 2
Exons: 2
Coding region: 157-2457 (766 amino acids)
Biological process (GO): 7-methylguanosine mRNA capping
Cellular component (GO): nucleus; cytoplasm
Molecular function (GO): methyltransferase cap1 activity
Source: RefSeq, a predicted model, not a curated record